UUGGCCAAGUAAUAGAUGUAUCUAAAUAAAGAAUUUAGUGAAAAGCAAAUAGUUAGUAUAGUUGUCGCUGAAUAGAUGACUUCAUACGGUCGCUAUAACCAUAACAGGUACAGCUGUAAAUAUAUGAAUAUGAGAAUACCACCGUAUGAGUAGCCAUGGAGCGCGGACUUUGACACACAUCAUCUUCACGAUACAGAUAACAGUCUGGGCCAUGGCGAAAGACGAAGACAUACCAGGGGACGCUGCUACCCAAGACUUGAAAAAAGACAAAGUGUGUGGAUUCAAUAGAAAAUAUCUGAUUCCGAAAGGAUUCUAUUUCUUUUUCUUCGCAGCACAAGGGUCACUGUUGCCAUACCUCUCGUUAUAUCUGAAGCAACUGGAACUCCCUGCUAGCCAAGUCGGGAUAAUCACAGGAAUCAAGCCCUAUAUCGCUUUCUUUUUCAUUCCGGUAUGGAGUGCCAUAGCAGAUAAAUACCGUAUAAGCAGGCUUCUCUUCUUCAUCUCCACCAUAGCCAUAAACCUCGGGUUGCUGUCUUACGCGUUCGCACCCAUGGAUUUGUGCGAGGACAAGUCACUGAGAAAUGUCACGAAAUUUCACCGCAGUGUGGAGUUCCAUGGCAUUCCUUACAAUAUCAGCUACAUGGAAAGAGUGACGGAGAUGGCGCAAGACUCCUCUGAUCUGACGCCCUGGCCUCAAGGAGAUCAGAUAGCCUUUGAAGGAACCGACACUUACCACAGCGCCAAAAAAACUCAAGUGUUUCUGUACCUUCUGCUUGUCACUGUGUUCUUCACGGUUAUCUCUUGCCCGAGCUUAACGUUUGGGGAUUCCGCCACGGUCCAGCUCUUGCGGGAAAACAAUGAGACCCAUAAAUACGGCAAACAGAGGCUUUGGGGCUCGAUAGGCUGGGGUAUGAUGGCUUUUCUCGUGGGUGCGGCGGUCAGUAAGACACACCUCUGUCCCCCUGGCAGCGCGAAGAGAAAAGACGUCAAUUACUACCCUUGUUUCUACACCUACGGUGGGUUUAUGCUUAUAGCCUUGUUCAUAGGGCUAAAGCUGGACUUUGAGAAGAACAAAUCCGAACCAGAUAAUGUACUUCUUGAGGAUAUCGAGAUCGCUGAGCACUCUAGUGAGCCACCGCAAAGAAAAAGUGUGUUGAAAGGUAUCCAGUCUCUAAUGACUGCACAUUACAUGAUCUUCCUUACCACUGUGUUCUAUGUGGGUAUCGCGAUGGGCCUGAUUAAGGUGUUCCUAUUCUGGCACCUGAAGGAUCUCGGUGGCACCCAGAUGCUAUUCAGCAUCAUGUCCGGGGUAAACUGUGUGGCGGAAGUGACCGUGUACUUCCUGUCCUCCCGGUUGAUCUCGUCGUUUGGGGCGGUGCGUGUACUGUGGUUAGGUUUGAUGUGUUACUCUUUUCGACUGUUCUUCUAUGCAUUUGUGAAGAAUCCCUGGUAUGUGAUACCUAUCGAGACGCUGUCUGGGGUUACAACGGCUGGCGUAUGGGCGUCACUCAUGUCAUUUGUGGGGAAUACCUCAGUUGAAGGAGCAACGUUCACGCUACAAGGAAUUCUCCACAGUGUUCAUUGGGGUCUUGGCCACGGGUGCGGCGAGUUUAUUGGGGGUUUCUUCAUCAGCGCGGUGGGUGCUCCACGAACAUUUGCUCUGUUUGGCGUGCUCAGUUUAGCCGACCUUGGGGCUUACGUACUAAUCGAUCAUUUCGCAACUAAGACCGAGUCACCAGGUGAUGGUUACGAAAAAGUGAGCACAAAGAAAAGCCCUGAGACCGGAGUUGAUGAUGAAUAAACUUCUGUGCCAAGAAA
This is a messenger RNA of Nematostella vectensis (starlet sea anemone), 1818 nucleotides long. Its product is annotated as major facilitator superfamily domain-containing protein 6-A. The transcript is spliced from 3 exons. The record is from RefSeq and is a predicted model, not a curated record. The coding region runs from base 146 to 1801 and encodes 551 amino acids. Lineage: Eukaryota; Metazoa; Cnidaria; Anthozoa; Actiniaria; Edwardsiidae. Gene Ontology annotation, cellular component: membrane.